Gryllus bimaculatus (two-spotted cricket) is the source of this 2871-nucleotide messenger RNA. NCBI's taxonomy places the organism in Eukaryota, Metazoa, Arthropoda, Insecta, Orthoptera, Gryllidae. The record is from the annotation of a GenBank genome assembly.
CGAUCGCCAACACUGCUCGAUACGGUCGAAAUCAUGCGACAUCUUAAGACACAACCGAGAAAGACGCGAAAUACCGUGAGAGCCAUCGUGAAGCCUCUCGUGAAAUAGCUCUGACGUGUCACGUUAUAAAAAUCCUAGUAUAUGUUUUUUGGCGCCGCCAACAUUUUAAAAAGAAGUGGAAUAGACGAGAGCGGACGAGAGUUCAGUGAUUGUUUUGUUCAGUAAAUAAGUGGUAAAUGUGAAUUUUAUAAUUGUCCUCAUGACUAGAAUAAUGUUUUGUUUUGAAUUGCAUUUUAUCAGCCACCAGGGCUGUUAAUGUCGAUGGCAAUAUUUUGACUUUAAUGUGAAAUUUUCCCUUAACUUAGUGAAUUUAAGGUUAUGAAACUUGCGUCUGUUUUAAUUACGAAUUUUAAAUAAGAACUAUGGAAAGUACAGACGAGGAAAAGCUACUUGAUGCAGACACACCAGUUAAUGUUAUUGAUCCUGAAAAAAAUAAUGAUGUGAUUUCAAGUAAUGGGGAUAAACAAAUACGUUCAUCAGUGGAAGAAAUGUGUACAGUUGAGGAGAGAAAAACGAAAACAGAAGUUUUCAAAAAACCUUCGUUUCUCAUCGGACCUCGCAAAGGCAAACCAAUUGGGAAAAUGCAAGUAUUAAAGUCAGCGGAGCCUCCUGACACAGUCGUGGAAACAGAAGAACCUCCCAAAGAAGACCAAUCAGUGGAAAUCAAGAACACUGCUGAUGUUGCAAUAAAAUCAGAGUCUGAUAAAGAUGUUGUUGAAAAGAAAGUUCAUGUCAUAUCACCUGCCCAGAAACUGAAUGAGAACUCUGUACCUUUGCCAUACAAGGAACCAAAGUGGAGUGGCAUUCCAAAUGACUUGUACAAAUUUGAAGUUUUAAAGAAUGGUAGCAUUGUUGAAACAAUUGAUCUUUCUUCUAAACCGUAUUUUAUAUUUGGUCGUUUAACCCAAUGUGACAUUCAGAUGGCUCAUCCUACAGUCUCACGUUAUCAUGCAGUAUUACAGUUUCGCAGUGAUGAUACUGAUGGAGCUGUUGGAUUUUACGUUUAUGACCUUGGAAGUACUCAUGGAACUUUCCUUAAUAAAAACCGAAUCAAACCUAACAUAUACGUUCGAGUACAUGUGGGACACUUACUAAAAUUAGGCGGCAGCUCACGAAUGUUUAUCUUACAAGGACCUGAAGAAGAUAUGGAAAAAGAAUCAGAACUAAGUGUUACAGAAUUGAAGGAAAAACGCAAAGAAGAACAGGCAGCAAAGGAACUUCAAGAAAUCCAAGAAUCUGAAGAACUUCGUUUACAGCAAGAAAAAGAAGAAGCAGCUGGAAUUGACUGGGGAAUGGGAGAUGAUGCUGAAGAAGAAACUGAUUUGUCAGAAAAUCCAUUUGCUGCAGCCCCUAAUGAAGAACUGUAUCUUGAUGAUCCUAAAAAAACAUUGCGUGGUUGGUUUGAACGAGAAGGAUAUGACCUGGAAUAUGAUGUGGAAGAGAGAGGUUUUGGACAGUUCUUGUGUCGGGUAGAGUUGCCAGUGGAAAGUGUCAAAGGAGGGACAAUUAUUGCUGAAUCAUUAGUGAAAGGAAAGAAGAAAGAAGCAGUUGUUCAGUGUGCUUUAGAAGCUUGUAGAAUUUUAGAUCGAUAUGGAUUGCUGAGACAGGCAAAGCAUGAAAGUAGAAAGCGUAAAGUGAAAAAUUGGGAAGAAAAUGACUUUUAUGACAGUGAUGAAGACGAAUUCCUUGACCGAACUGGAAGUGUUGAAAAGAAGAGACAACAAAGAAUGAAAGCAGCUGGUAAAAUUCAGACCCAAACAGAAACAUAUGAAUCUCUUGUUGAGAAACAAGAGGAAAUUUUAUCCCAAAUUGACAAAAUUCAAAAUCAAUUAGAAGAAAUUCAAACAAAAAAGAAGAAAGAACCAGAAGCCGAUGAAGAUGAAGAUGAACUAGAUGCAUUCAUGACAAAUCUCUCAGCAGAGGUUCCUGACCACAAGUUAAUCAACAAGUUAAAGUCUGAGUUGUUGAUGCUAAGAAAAGAAGAAGCACAUGUCAAAAAGUUGGUGAAUAUUGCAUGCCCUGCAAGUUUGCCGAAAUUAAUGGAGGAAUCAACACCACAUUCAUCUCUACAGCACAGAAAUAAAUAUUCUGGAGUUCUUAAACGCAAAGUUCCAUGCCGUUCGUCAGAGGUAGAAGUGCCCCAGGUUAAAGAUGACAUAUUAGGCAAAGAAGCAGAGGAUGAAGAAGAAGAAGAAGAAGAGGAGGAGGAAGAAGAAGACGUCGACAAGAGAGUGAGAAUGGAAAUAUCAAAAAAUCCUGUUGAUGCUGCUGAAAACCCUGAAAAGGAAUCUGCAGUGAAAGACAUUAAUGAAGAACGCAGUAAAGUUAUUGAGGAAUUAAUCCAAGAAAAGAAUUCUAGUCAGAAAGACAUUGCAAAUGAUUCUAGUGAGUCACAAGGUGCUAAAGAAAGGAGCAACAAAUGUAAUGAAACCAAUGCAUCGAAAAGUCCAAAAGUUAUUGGUCCUAUUCUGCCUCCUGAAGAUUUUGUAACUGAGGGACAUACUGAGAAGCGUAAAAAACGAGCAAGACAUCGCCCAAAUAAGAAGAUCAUAAAGGAAUCAGUCAGCAUGAGUUCUGCAGAUCCGAAUUACUCAAUGUGGCUUCCUCCAGAGGAUCAGAGUGGUGAUGGAAAAACUAAACUCAAUGAAAAAUAUGGCUAUUAAAUAAUUGUAUGUCACUGAUUGUAUAUAUGUAUUUUGUAUAUAUCAUUUUUAUCUUUAUUUUGUAUAAAGAAAAUAAAAAUAAUUUUGAAAUGUAUUUUUGAUAUUUCAAACUGAAAAAUGUCUGACAAAAUAAAACAUUACACCAUUU